This is a messenger RNA of Trichoderma harzianum CBS 226.95, 762 nucleotides long. RefSeq lists its product as hypothetical. The record is from RefSeq and is a predicted model, not a curated record. Gene Ontology annotation, biological process: positive regulation of DNA-templated transcription, elongation; positive regulation of transcription by RNA polymerase I. Lineage: Eukaryota; Fungi; Ascomycota; Sordariomycetes; Hypocreales; Hypocreaceae. The coding region runs from base 1 to 762 and encodes 253 amino acids. Gene Ontology annotation, cellular component: CTDK-1 complex. The transcript has 3 exons.
AUGGCGGAUCCUUUCGAGGUCCGCAUGCGCUUCAGCUCACAGCUGCAGCAUCUCAACGCAUCCGUUGCUUCGGCGCAAAAAGCAGCCCAAUAUGCGCUCAAAUACAAGGACAUGGAUGAGGACCUGCACUCAUGUAUCCUGGAGCAAGUAGAGCGGAAUAACAUGAAUACACGUGCCAAUAUCAUGUAUUUUAUUGAGCACUUCCUCGACUUGGCUCAGCGGGAUGGCCACUCGGAUUAUAUCCGCAUGAUGCAGCGUGAUAUCAUCAGAGUUGUCGAUGCUGUGGCCCCCGAUGAUGGCUCUGGAGCCGCCAAUGUCAAAGUUGUCCGCAAGGUUUUGAUAGGCCUUCAGAACAAGGGCUUUCUGGAAGACCAAGCGGUCACGCAGAUUGAGGACGUCAUCAAGGAACGCGGUACUAAUGAUGACGAUUUGGGCCUUGCAUCUCCCAACAGCGACGUUGACAUGACAGACGCUCCUGCUUCCGAGUCAAAAUCUCGGCGGCGACCCGCGACCCAUGGCUUGGAUAAGCGUCAAGUAGAGCAGCGGAUCGAGGAGGAUCGAGAACGACAUAAGCGCGAGCGCGAGAGGAUCUGGGCUGUCCCCAAGGGAGAGGACGCCGAGAUGAACAAACUGUGGGAGGAAACGAGCGACUUUGGCGAUGACGACGACCGCCUGCUGACCGAAGAGGGUGACGAUUUCACCAAGGAGAUGGAGAUACAGCAGUGUCAUCACCAACCACCGACGAAUGGCAACGGCCAUUGA